Messenger RNA from Cannabis sativa, 876 nucleotides. RefSeq lists its product as uncharacterized. The transcript has 3 exons. The coding region runs from base 1 to 876 and encodes 291 amino acids. NCBI's taxonomy places the organism in Eukaryota, Viridiplantae, Streptophyta, Magnoliopsida, Rosales, Cannabaceae. Gene Ontology annotation, molecular function: RNA-DNA hybrid ribonuclease activity; nucleic acid binding. The record is from RefSeq and is a predicted model, not a curated record.
AUGGAAACGGAUACGUUGGCUUGGGAUGUGGACUUGGAUGAUAAUUCCGUCUUUUGGAAUACUCUUUGGAAGCUAUGUGCUCCUCCGAAAGUGAAAGACUUGUUAUGGCGUGCUGCUACUAACUGUCUACCUACGAAAUCCAGACUUCGUUCUAUAUAUGUGCCUAUUGAUACCAUCUGCACUGUCUGCAAAGUAACUGAUGAAACCAUCUACCAUUUCUUGGUGGAUUGCUCUUUUGCCAAAGCGUGUUGGCAACAGUUGACUGCUGGUGUUAAUUUAACGGCAGUUCUUUUGCCAACUGCUCAAGCUUUACUCGCAGAUUGGACUCAGGCUCAAGAUUUGACAUUUAAUCUUACGGUUGCAUUCCUUACUGAUGUCAAUGGUGCUGAAACUUGGGCUAAACCAGCUGAAAACAUCUUGAAGAUUAAUGUAGAUGUUGCCAUUUUUUCAGAAACUGCAACUUAUAGCUUUGCAAGGGUGAUUAGGGAUGAAACUGGCGCAUUGGUGGAAGCUUUUACCUGCUGUCGGUCAGGGGUGUUGCAACCUGAAAUGGUGGAAGCUUUGGGUGUUAAGGAGGCACUGAGUUGGGUUAAACGGAAAGAUUGGAGGAAGGUUGUCAUUGAAACUGAUAGUCUUACUGUGGUGCAAGCGUUACGUAGCUCUAUUCCUAUGGUGUCAUACUUUGGGAGUAUUAUUUCUGAUUAUAAGAUGUUGUUAAAUGACUUGCAAGAUGUGUAUGUCAAUUUUAUUAGACAUUCUGCAAAUAGUGUUGCUCAUUUCUUAGCUCGAGCAUCCUAUUUAGUUGCUGAUCGUGUUAUCAGGAGUAGUGAUGUUACCUCAAAUUUUAAUCAUGUAAUCACUAUGGAGUGUAAUUAA